Messenger RNA from Penicillium coprophilum, 1470 nucleotides. RefSeq lists its product as uncharacterized. The coding region runs from base 1 to 1470 and encodes 489 amino acids. The record is from RefSeq and is a predicted model, not a curated record. Lineage: Eukaryota; Fungi; Ascomycota; Eurotiomycetes; Eurotiales; Aspergillaceae. The transcript has a single exon.
AUGUCCGCAGAUCUACUCGCAGAGUUUGGUCAGGCACCUGCUCCAGACAAAAGGUCCAGACAGCAGCCAUUGCAGCACCAGAAGCACUCAUUCUUCGAUGCCGACGAUAGCAUCGAUUUCUUCGGGCCAACGGGAAGUGUGCAGCACAACAAGCGUCCUAAUCCGACGCAAGAAGCACACAAUCAAUUUACAACUCCGGCAGCUUCGUGGCAGAGCCCUGAUCAUCAGGAGUUUGGCCUUCCCUUGAAUCCACAUAGCGAUGUAUUAUUUGAUGCAGAAUUUGAUACACCAGCAAGCGAUGCAGAUGACGACUGGGGUGAAUUUGAGGGCCCUAAUUCAAACACUUUACAUGCGCAGCCAAUAGCUCUCCGGCAAUCAGACACAGUUACAUCUCUAAAACCAGAGCCUCGGCGAGAAGAUCCACAGGUUUCAAGAACAGUUGACUUGCUAGAUUCACUCUCAAUGCCAGACUCCGCACCAGUUGUGAAACAUCCAUCUAAAAUUGCCAAGAACCAACACCUUGAACCUAACAAUCAAGAACACUCGGCAUGGGAGGAUGAUUCAUUUGGUGACUGGGGUGAUUUUGCCGAUGUACCUGCCAGCCAGCCACCCCCCAAGGUCUCGAAGAAGAAAGCAAAAGCACCCAUAAGACCUAUCAAAUCCAAUUCGCAGCCUGCAUCAACCUGGGGUGACGAAGCCUUCGACGACUGGGGUGAUUUCUCUGAUGGACCCAGUGUGAAGCCUGCGCUCAAAUCCAAACCCACCUCACCACCAACAGCUCCUGGCCCAGCCCCCAGUAGCUCUGUUUCUGGGAUCACGGCCACUGUCCGCCCAACAAAUAUUCCACCGCCAUCAGUCCUUCUCGAGUUAUUCUUGGAUGUGUUCGAGAACCUUCAGAAAGAGGCCGCACUCGCAAAAUCUCAGCCGCGAUCCUCGGCUCCGUCCUCAUCCUCAAACACCAUUUCAACAACAGCCAUGAAUAUUCACAAUGUCCUUCAAUCAGCCGCCCGUGUAAUCGCAGGGCGAAGUCUCCGGUGGAAACGUGAUACAAUCCUUAGUCAAAGCAUGCGAAUCGGCCCUGCCCGUUCCGGCAAAGCUGGAGGUAUGAAACUCAACAGCGUGAACAAACAAGAAAAUAUCAAAGAAGAACAAGAUGCCGUUGACGUGCUUACUACUUGGCGUGAACGGGCGGCAAGUUUUAAUGCUGUUCUACAAGCCGCAAGCCUGCGGCCAAUCCCUACAGUCUCAGAUCCUAGUGCGCUCAAGGUUAUCACGGCGCGGGCGGACCAGGGUGCGUUGAAAGCUUCUCAUCCAUGUGCACUCUGUUCACUUAAGAGAGAUGAGCGGGUUUUACGGGUUGACGAGCAAAGUGUUCAAGAUAGCUUCGGAGAGUGGUGGACUGAGCACUGGGGUCACACCGCAUGUAGACAAUUUUGGGAGACGAAUCGAAAGUUGCUUGGGCAGCGUUGA